AUGUCUCAUAUGAACGGUGUCGACGGGAACUGGCACAAUGCCAGCGGAGGAGGGAUUCCUUUUCGCCCUCCUACCGUCCACGAGGCCCUCCCAUACUCCCCGUUCACCUCAAUAAUUCCCUUCUCGCCAGACGUUAUCCCAUACCCAUCGACGGCACCUCCUACUCCACCGACGACUUUGACACCGGAGCAACAGACUGCAGGAAAGAGAGCCUUAGAGGCCCUGGGCAAAGGUUUAGAGAAUCCUGGCGCCUCUCGUCAUGUUCAUGAUACGAUGGCACAGCUCCAGCACCUCCUGAACCCGGAUGAGCUCUCCGAAUUUAACUUCAAAUCUCUCAAGCAUUUCGCGUCACCUUCACCCGACACCUCCACGUCUCACUUUACGAACGGCUCUGUACCAACUCAAACAGCUACCUUAAGUCCUUUCGCUUCCAGGCUGCUACAUACAACGAACAUAGCGUACCAACAAGGCACCUCGCGUCCAUCAACACACCCUCAGUCGGUUCGAGCUCAGCAGCGACAAAAUACGGUCCAUGUUUCGGCUCAAACACCAUCUAGCGCAGGCUUUAAGACUCCACAGAACGUUGCGCACGCCUUGAAUCCUGUGCACCAGAAACCUACCCCCUCCCCUUCUCCAGCCUUCAAGUCUACAUCUGGCCAUGUAGGACCAAGUGUAGUGGUCAACCAAUUGCCAUCAGAGAAGAAAAAAGAACAUCAGCGCUACGACAAUAUAGAAAACGGUAACAGUGCGACGUCGAAGCAGGUUUUACAAUCCCACGAUACCAUAGCAGCUAUGCGACCACAAGAGCGGGAAGUCGCCGAGCGAAGGCUGCAGAAACUUGGAAUUGAGAUUGACAGGAUUUCGGCUGAGAAGGAUGAUCCCGACGAAUCGACCUUGUUCGCCACCUGGACGACCGAUGAAGGAGAUGUGACCGUUCUAGGAAGCAAGGCUAUUGCGACACUUUCUGAAGCUAUCUCAGGCAUUGUUGAGCUUGGAUGCUUCACUUCGGUACCGCAGGAACAGGUCUUACAAAUCCAGUCUCUCUGCGAGCCUCUGAUCACAGCAACAAGUCAUUCAUCGCUGUAUCUCGCGACUAGUGACGCAGAGGAAACACUCAGCCAUAUCCAGAGAGCGAUAGCUGGUUUGCGAGCCAGCAAGUUGGUCUUGCAGACCAUGACCGAAUCUUACGAUAGCCGACGUACCUGCUCAGAAGAUCUAGUGCAGAUUAUAGUCAGGGUAUUGAAGAAGGUCCUCGAAUCAUGCAUACUUCCAAUUGUUGAUGCACGGCCAUCGUCCGAUCCGGAGAUAUUCGAAUUUACGCGCGAGCGAAGAAAAGAGGUUCUCAAAGUUCUACAGCUAAGUGGAAGUAACCUUAGUUUACUGGCGCUUCUCGUCGGGAAAGUCAAAUUAACGGCAAUGGCGUUGAGUCCGCUUGAGUCGGUGGCCAUCAGUAUUGUCUUCGCCCAAAAUAGUGAGAAGGACUCUGAUUCUGCACUGGGGGCGAUGCAAAAGUUCGAGAACUUCCGACAGAAGUCUAUGGAUGUCUUAGCCCAAAUCUUCGCUUUCCAUUCGGAUCAAAGAGAAUCUAUCAACAAUGAGGUCCUAAGCAAUUUGGAAAAGCUUCCCGACAAACGUGCCAGUGCUAGACAGUUCAAAUCUGCGCGCGAUGCACCUAUCAUGCUGGUAUCUGCAUUGUUUAUGCGCUUUGUCCAGGCUGCGGCCAGUAGAACCUCUCGCCAGCUCGAUGGCGAACACUCUGACCACGAUCUCGUUUCAGAGGAUGAGUCGUCGGACGACGAGGAAGCAGAUUCGGGUGCUGAAAAGUCAAGAAAGCCGAAGGGUCCCCAGAAACGAUUCGAUGCUACCAUCCGGGACCUAUGGCAUUCUGCCAUCACCACAGCCUCGUAUAUUGCCAGUUAUCUUGUCAAUCGUGCGUCCAGUGUCUCGAAGUCUGGCGAUAAACCCUUCAGAAUAUUGCUGGACUACUUCAUUCAAGAUUUCUGCAACGUACUAGGGUCGCCCGAAUGGCCCGCAGCAUCAAUCUUGCUAGAGAGAAUCCUGGUCCUCAUGAUUCAGAUAGCGGAUAAUGUGAAGGACAAUGGCGUCAAUGCCGUGGACAUGGCAUUAGCUGUAAUGGGAAGCAUGGGUAGCGGUAUCCUCGAUUUUAAACACCGCUUGAAGCAUGUCAAAAGGGGCCUUGAUGUUUCCCAAUCGGAUACAUCAAGCAGACUCGUACCCCUAGCAGACGAUGCCUUGAAAGCAGGUAUUAACAAGCACGAUGUUGUAUCAUUGAAGGGUCCGUUCGCGGAAGUUCUUCGAUCGCUGCCAAAUUUUCUCAACGGCCAGGGGUCGCAUCCUGGCAAAAGCGACCCAUAUCUUCUUUCACUUAGUGGCUUCUACGUUACCUCAUGGGCGAACACCUUUUAUCAAGCAUUUCCCCGCGACCAGGAUGAUCAGCCACAAGAUCACACUCUGAAUGAAAUCGAGCGGCAGCUGAAGAAGAUAGCCACGGACAGUAAAGUGCUGCUCGCGGAUUCUACCUUUCAUGCAUCAGAGAAUGAAACAAAACUCGCAGCAGGGAUUAUAUCUUUACAGGAACGUUUCUGUAUAUAUCUUCCUGCCUUGAUCAAUCGUUUCAUCCAGAACACCAAAAGCGAAUCGGCUAAGAUCAAAUCUCGAGCGGUCACUAGUCUCUCUGCUUUGAUUGAUAAGGAUCCACAAACUCUAGACGAAAAUACGUUCGGCCGUUUCGCUGGACUACUGGCAGACAGUUCGCCCCAAGUCCGCGCCAACACUCUCAACCUGCUCUCGAAAUGUCUCGAGCAAGAUCCCUCUCUUGAGCGCUUUUGUUUACAACGCAUACUUGCUGUCAUGACCGAUUCCUCGAACGAGCCAAAGAAAAAGGCCAUCAAAAUCUUGAGAGAUAUCUAUGUUGGGCUUACGAGGCAAGACAAAACAGUAAAAGACAAAAAGCUCACGAUCGCUACUGGUUUGCUUUUGCCAAUACUCGAUGAAGAGAAGGCCGUUGCGGAGCUGAGUCGCCAGACACUGGAGGAAAUCUGGUUUAAUUCAUCUGCAGUAUCGUCUCGAUCAGAUCAAAGCCAACUGAAAUUGGAACGAGAAACCAGAGCAACACUCAUUGUGGAUACUGUGCAGGUAAUCCAGGGUCGACAAUGCACCCCCGAUCACAUUCGCGCUUUCGAAACGUUCUUCAGUCGCUCUUUAUCUACUGAUGCAAAAAAUGCAAGCUCAAAUUUCCAGACAUGCAAGGCUCUAGUGGCAGACAUUCUGGAAGGCGUCAUUGGCAUUGAUCAGGCCACUGGCGAAAUGACACAAUCUCGGAUGCUGCAAGCGAUGGCUUUCUUCGCCAAGAUCAAGCCUGCACUAUUCACAGCUGAGCAAGUGCAGCUUCUUAAGCUAUAUGUUAAGAACCUCAACAGUUUUGAGGACCUCGCUCUUUUCCAGCCAACGAUCGUCAUCUUCCGCUACGUUUUCCCUUCUCUCCCGUCUUUGCAAGAGGUCUUUCUAAAGGAGGUACACCUCAACCUCCAGAAGGUCGUGAGCAGAAUUGGACCAAAUACCGCUGCAGCUAUGUUGACCGCUAAAGCUGCCGAAGCCACAGCCACUUCCGAAGCUGCGAAAGCUCACGAAGCAUCUGAGGUGGCCAGACUGGGAAAGCGUGAGACAUCAGCUCCACUGGAUGGUACUGUUGCGGACGAAGCACAAGAAGUCGCAACUGCCGCACAAGCGAAAGCAGCAGCGGCCGCCAUGAAAGCUACUGAUGCUAGUGAGACUCUAGCAAGGUGGAUGAAUACCUUGAUCGAUGUGGCCCACUGUCUCUGGAUGAUCAGUCCUCUCGUCAAAGCAGAGCCGGGCAAAUCAAAAUCAGGUCUAGACAAAUUGUUCACUCAAAUGGCGUCUACCGCAGCUUUUCUUGAACCAUACAGUUCGAUACCGAUGGAGGAAAAGAACAUGAAGACAAUCCUUUGGCUCAUGAUCGUCCUCGGCGUCUUCGGCAAAGUUUGUGAUUUUGACAAACACGUAGACGCUUUUAGACCCAUCAUUGCCGCCCAAGCUCGUAACGCCAUAGCGCAGAAGAAAGUCAACCCGAAGCAUAUCGAGAAGCUCAGCAAGUGGAAGGGCUCCUCAAUUGCAGUUCUUUUGCUUGAUAUAAUACUGCCAUUCGCCCGGCAGCCAUGGGAAUCCGUUUAUCGAGCUCAGGCUCUGCGAAGCUUGGGAGAAAUCUGCCAACGCUAUCCAAAGCAUUUUACUCGCGCAGAUGUGGACAAAACCUUCAGGUUACCCUUCAUCAACGAAGAUCUUGAACUGAUGCGCGUGGUGCUGACACAAAUUCGCGAUUUCCUUGCACUCGCCGAGCGCCGAUCUGAGACAGGUGCUGAGAUUGCUGUGGGCGAGGGAGCGAUUCAUGGGGCUGAACGACUAGAGUCUUCUUUUGCUGCCACCGAUAAUGACGCGGCUACGAUGCAUCUUGCUCAAAGCUUUCUCAACAACAUCGUCCGAUGCGCACUUGAACAGUCGGAUGACAUGGCACAUUCCGCGACCGACAUCAUUGUCAGCAUCAGUCGGCAAGGCUUGGUUCAUCCCAAGGAAUGCGGCCCACCUCUUGUCGCCUUAAGCACUUCACCUGAUCCUGUCAUCUCCAAAAAGGCUGCCGUUGAACAUACAAAGAUUCACUUGCAUCACGAAACCAUGUUUGAGAAAGAAUAUGUCUCAGCAGUUCGGAUGGCAUUCAAAUACCAAGGCCAAGUAUUCAGUGACCACCGUGGAGUCGUGGACAAAACCAUGAAACCUAAGAUGCAGCUUCUCUUUGAAGCCCUGAAACAGGGUUCCCGAAAGGUGCUCAAGAAGUUUGUAUCGAAUUUGUUCAGGGAAAUGGACUUUGAUCUAUCAAAGUUGGACAUCAAAGGUCCCUUGCCUGAAUCUAUCCAGUUCGCUCAAUUCUGCCUGGAAAAUUUCGCAGUUUUUGAUUAUUCACGGACUGACGAUGUUCAUCAUGUUUUGUCGACCAUCGAGAGCAUUGUCCUCAAGCAAACCGGUCCAGCGGUCGCCCUUUCGAUUGAAACCGACUUCCCUCAGCCUGGUAUCGAACCCAAACUCGAUCAAGCAGGAAUAGACCAUCCCGAGGUCCCGCUUGUGACCUCUGGUACGGAGGACGCCCUUCCGAAGCUGGAAAAUCCAUACGACUCCAUUAGCGAUGAUCGUCUACGGCAACUCACUGUUGCAUCAAUCAUUCUGCACAUGAUGUGGGAGACUCGCACACAGAUCAGGCGCCAGUACAAUAUUCAAGGCAAGUUAACUGUAAAGGACUUACAAAAGCCUGCAUCUAGAAACAACCUCGUCACGCCAAAGGAAUAUCUCGAACGUAUUCCCGCCAUCACGAAGUCUCUGGACAGUCGAGACGCCAUGGUGAGAGAGUGCAAAAUUCUUGCCGACAUUAUAAAUGUGGACAAGGAACACGCAAUCAAAGAAGACGACGUAGAUCCCAACGAGGAGCUCUCCAUGGCUGGGCAAGGCUAUGAAACUCCGGACGAGGACGACAAAGGAGGGCAAACGCCGAAUAGUGGGCGUAACAGGAAAAGAAAGGGCAGUGCGCAAAUCGAGCGCACUCCAAAGAAAGCACGAGGUCGGCCGAAUGGAAGCAAGGGAAAGAAGAGAAGUUCGCGGACGCCUGAACCAGAUGAUUGGGAUUGA
Messenger RNA from Aaosphaeria arxii CBS 175.79, 5712 nucleotides. RefSeq lists its product as uncharacterized. Bases 1 to 5712 code for a protein of 1903 amino acids. The record is from RefSeq and is a predicted model, not a curated record. Lineage: Eukaryota; Fungi; Ascomycota; Dothideomycetes; Pleosporales. The transcript has 4 exons. Gene Ontology annotation, molecular function: chromatin binding. Gene Ontology annotation, biological process: replication-born double-strand break repair via sister chromatid exchange; establishment of protein localization to chromatin; regulation of gene expression. Gene Ontology annotation, cellular component: Scc2-Scc4 cohesin loading complex.